CAGAAGCAUAAGGAGCUUGAACCGACAUCGUUUCUUAUUAAUCUCUUCACCAUCUCACCAGUCCUAAAAGUUCUUCUUAAAACCCUAAAGCACAAAGACAAAAUCCCCAAAAUCAAUCAAAUAAAGAAUCAAAUCGAAAGAAUAAGGAAAAGAAAAUCAAUAACUUGAACGAAGAUGCCGAACCUUGAAUGUCGUAUGUAUGAAGCGAGGUAUCCAGAGGUGGACAUGGCGGUAAUGAUACAAGUCAAGAACAUCGCCGACAUGGGUGCGUACGUUUCGCUACUAGAAUACAACAACAUUGAAGGCAUGAUCUUGUUCUCGGAGCUCUCCCGCCGUCGGAUUCGUAGCGUCAGCAGUUUGAUCAAGGUGGGCCGAACCGAGCCUGUGAUGGUCCUCCGUGUCGACAAGGAAAAGGGUUACAUCGAUUUGAGUAAGAGGAGAGUUAGCGAAGAAGAUAUUCAGGCUUGUGAAGAAAGGUAUAAUAAGAGUAAGCUUGUUCACUCUAUUAUGCGACAUGUCGCCGAGACUUUGGAUAUCGAUUUGGAGGAAUUGUACGUGAAAAUUGGUUGGCCUCUAUACCGGAAAUAUGGUCAUGCUUUUGAGGCUUUCAAAAUCAUUGUGACUGAUCCUGAUUCUGUCUUGAACAAUCUCACAUAUGAAGUGAAAAAACCUGGCCCUGAUGGACAGGAGGUGACUGAGGUGGUUCCUGCUGUGACUGAGGAAGUUAAAGAUGCUUUGGUAAAAAACAUUAGGAGAAGAAUGACUCCACAACCUCUGAAGAUUCGGGCUGAUAUUGAAAUGAAAUGUUUCCAGUUUGAUGGUGUUCUUCACAUAAAGGAGGCCAUGCGCAAAGCUGAGGCUGCCGGGAAUGAUGAUUGUCCUGUUAAAAUCAAGCUUGUUGCUCCUCCACUUUAUGUUCUUACCACUCAAACUCUUGACAAGGAGCAAGGGAUAGCUAUUCUGAAUAAAGCAAUUGCAGCUUGUACUGAAGCAAUAGAGCAUCACAAGGGAAAACUUGUUGUCAAGGAACAACCUAGAGCAGUGAGUGAACGGGAUGAUAAAUUGCUUGCGGAGCACAUGGCUAAGUUGCGUAAUGAUAAUGAAGAGGUCAGUGGUGAUGAAGAUAGUGAAGAAGAGGAAGACACAGGCAUGGGAGAGGUUGAUGUUGAGAAUGCGGGUCAUGGAAUUAUGGAAUGAGGUUUCUGCAUGCAUAAACAUGAUGGUUACCCUUUUUUUUUUACCAAAACUUAUUUCAAUUUUCCCCCUUUUAUUGCUCUUAUCUUCCAGGCAGUUCAAAACCUCUUAAAAGUGUUGCCAUGUUGAGUUUUUAUUUAUUUUUUAUUUUUGCUAAUAUACAAUAUCUUUUAGCAAGUUUAAUAGAGUGUAGAGAUGGACGACCUGUUGAUUCACAAAUGUUCAAAAUCUCGGAAGGUUGUCUUGUUGAGUUCUUUCCUUCCCCUUGUUAUAGAAAAGGUUGAGGAGUUUUGAUUUUAAUGUGU
Messenger RNA from Durio zibethinus, 1499 nucleotides. Its product is annotated as eukaryotic translation initiation factor 2 subunit alpha homolog. Gene Ontology annotation, molecular function: translation initiation factor activity; RNA binding; ribosome binding. Gene Ontology annotation, cellular component: eukaryotic 48S preinitiation complex; eukaryotic translation initiation factor 2 complex. NCBI's taxonomy places the organism in Eukaryota, Viridiplantae, Streptophyta, Magnoliopsida, Malvales, Malvaceae. Gene Ontology annotation, biological process: translational initiation. The record is from RefSeq and is a predicted model, not a curated record.